Messenger RNA from Octodon degus (degu), 2166 nucleotides. RefSeq names its product flavin containing monooxygenase 1 (gene Fmo1). The transcript has 10 exons. Lineage: Eukaryota; Metazoa; Chordata; Mammalia; Rodentia; Octodontidae. The record is from RefSeq and is a predicted model, not a curated record. Bases 289 to 1887 code for a protein of 532 amino acids. Gene Ontology annotation, molecular function: NADP binding; N,N-dimethylaniline monooxygenase activity; flavin adenine dinucleotide binding.
AGAACAGAGCUCCCUCUGCCCGUGACCCCAGAGGAACUAUAAAGACACUCUCUGUUCCAAAGUACAGAACAGUGCUUGAGUACUUAUAGCGGCACAGGAAAGCCAGACAGUGAGUCUUCUGUGUACUGUAUCUGUGAGAGCCUAAAGCAUGACUUCCUCUGAAAGGAAUCUUUCUGCUCUUCCCUGGUAAAUCCCAUCCGCUUGCUACCGGAACUCACCAGCCCUACAGCACAUCGGUGGACACCUGAAAAAGGGACCUUUGCAUUCAGGUAAAUACAGCAAGAGAACAUGGCCAAACGAGUUGCAGUCGUGGGAGCCGGGGUCAGCGGCCUGGCCUCCAUCAAGUGCUGCUUGGAGGAGGGCCUGCAGCCCACCUGCUUUGAGAGGAGCGACGACCUCGGGGGUCUGUGGAGAUUCACCGAGCAUGUUGAAGAAGGAAGAGCCAGUCUCUACAAGUCUGUGGUGUCCAACAGCAGCAAAGAGAUGUCUUGCUACUCAGAUUUUCCAUUCCCAGAAGAUUAUCCAAACUUUGUGCCCAAUGAUCUGUUCUUAGAAUAUCUCAGACUGUAUGCAAAGCAGUUCAACCUUCUGAAAUGCAUCCAAUUCAAGACUAAAGUCUGCAGUGUAACAAAGCGCCCAGAUUUUGAUGUCACUGGCCAGUGGGAAGUGGUCACUCUGCAUGAAGGAAAGCAAAACUCAGCCAUCUUUGAUGCUGUCAUGGUUUGCACUGGUUUUCUCACUAACCCGCAUUUGCCACUGAGUUCCUUCCCAGGUAUAAAUACCUUUAAAGGCCAGUACUUUCACAGCCGAGAAUAUAAACAUCCAGACAUAUUUAAGGACAAGAGAGUGCUUGUGGUUGGCUUGGGGAAUUCUGGCGCUGACAUCGCUGUGGAGGCCAGCCACCUGGCGAAAAAGGUGUUCCUCAGCACCACCGGAGGUUCAUGGGUGAUCAGCCGAAUCUUUGAUUCAGGGUACCCAUGGGACAUGGUGUUCAUGACCCGAUUUCAAAAUGCUUUCAGAAAUUUUCUCCCAACUCCAAUUGUGUCUUGGUUAAUAGCAAAAAAGAUGAACAGCUGGUUCAACCAUUCAAAUUAUGGUUUAACACCUCAAGACAAGACUCAGGUGAAAGAACUUGUGCUAAAUGACGAGCUCCUGGGCCGUCUGAUCACUGGAAAAGUGUUGAUCAAGCCAAGCAUUAAGGAAGUGAAGGAAAAGUCCGUUAUAUUUAACAACACCCCAAAGGAAGAACCUAUUGAUGUCAUUGUCUUUGCCACCGGAUACACCUUUGCUUUCCCUUUCCUUGAUGAGUCUGUGGUGAAGGUUGAAGACGGCCAGGCAUCAUUGUACAAGUAUGUCUUUCCUGCACAUCUGCAGAAACCAACCCUGGCUGUUAUUGGCCUCAUCAAGCCCUUGGGCUCCAUGAUACCUACAGGAGAAACGCAAGCUCGCUGGGUUGUUCAAGUCCUCAAAGGUGUUAGCAUAUUGCCACCACCAAGUGUCAUGAUAAAAGAAGUUAAUGAAAGGAAAAAAAAUAAGCACAGUGGGUAUGGCUUACACUACUGCAAGGCUUUACAAUCAGAUUAUAUCGUAUACAUAGACGAACUCCUGACCUCUAUCAACGCAAAACCCAAUCUGUUCUCAAUGCUGCUGACCGACCCACAUCUGGUUUGGACCAUUUUCUUUGGCCCCUGCUCACCGUACCAGUUCCGCUUGACUGGCACAGGAAAGUGGGAAGGAGCCCGAAAGGCCAUCAUGUCGCAGUGGGACCGAACAUUCAAGGUCACCAAGACCAGAACUGUUCAAGAAUCCCCACUUCUCUUUGAAAGUUUGCUUAAAUGGCUGAGCUUUCUUAUUUUGCUUGUGGCUGUCCUCCUGAUUUUCUUAUAAGAAAUCUGCUAACUGCCUUUGCAGAUGCACAGAGCACACGCCGCAUUCUGACUCCUCUGCUAGAACAGCAUUGCUUUCAAGGUAUGAGCUGUGUCCAAUAGCAAAGGCCCCCCAUUAAUCCUGAAGAAAUCUCUGGGAUUCCUUGAGCCUCUCCCAGCUGCAUUAUGUCUAAUCCCAGAGGAUGAUAACUAAGAUUUCUGUGCACUUAAAGACUGUUCUAUGUAGCACUAUGAGCAUUCACACCUCUUUCUCAUAAAAACUAUUUUAAAGAUUUCAACU